AUGGCAACCACAGUUGCGCAAAGCACACAAUUAUCCGAUUCUUACGACUUAAAUGAUUAUAUGAAGGUACAGCUUUUAGUAAGAGCUUAUCAAGUUCGUGGGCAUCAUAUCGCCAAAUUGGAUCCCCUAGGAAUCAUGAAUGCUGAUUCAGAACUACCGAGAGAACUUGAUCCUAAACAUUACGGCUUUACUGAAGAAGAUCUCGAUAGACAAUUUUCCCUAGGACCAGGAAUUCUGCCUGGUUUCUCUGAGAAUGGUGAAAGAAUGACGCUCCGCGAGAUCGUUGAAUUUUGCAAAAAGAUUUAUUGCGGUACCAUUGGAAUUGAAUAUAUUCACAUUCCUGAUAAAGUUCAGUGUGACUGGAUUUCAGAGCGAGUAGAAAUACCAAGACCUUACAAUUAUACGGUGGCUGAAAAGCGAAGGAUUUUAGACCGCCUGAUUUGGUCAGAUUCAUUUGAGAGAUUCAUUUCCGAGAAAUAUCCUAAUGAAAGAAGGUUUGGAUUAGAAGGAUGUGAGAGUUUGAUUCCAGGUAUGAAGGCUUUGAUCGACAGAUCAGUUGAACUUGAUAUUGAAACAAUUGUUAUUGGUAUGCCUCACCGCGGUCGUCUGAAUGUGCUUAGCAACGUGGUUCGCAAACCAAACGAGUCUAUAUUUUGCGAAUUUACUGGAAUCAAGGAACCUUCUGAGGAAGGUUCUGGUGACGUGAAAUAUCAUCUGGGCAUGAAUUAUGACCGACCAACUCCAUGUGGAAAAUUUGUCCACCUUUCUUUGGCUGCCAAUCCAUCUCAUUUGGAGGCCGUGGAUCCGGUUGUAUUAGGAAAAACACGUGCUCUUCAGCAUUAUAUGAAUGAUGAAGAAAAUCGCCACCAUUCUAUGGCAUUAUUGUUGCACGGAGACGCAGCUUUUGCAGCUCAAGGAGUCGUCUAUGAAACAAUGGGUUUUCAGGAUCUACCCAAUUAUACCACGGGCGGUACAAUACAUAUAGUGGUCAACAAUCAAAUCGGGUUUACCACUGACCCUAGGUUUGCGCGUUCAACUCCAUAUUGUUCCGAUAUUGCUAAGGUGAUUAAUGCACCAAUUUUUCAUGUUAACGGUGAUGAUGUAGAAGCGGUGAAUUUCGUGUGUCAGCUUGCCGCAGAAUGGAGACAAACUUUUAAGAAGGAUGUUGUUAUCGAUGUUGUCUGUUAUCGUAAAUACGGACAUAAUGAAGUGGAUCAGCCUAGUUUUACACAACCAAGAAUGUACAAACAGAUUUCAAAGCAAACAAGUAUUCUUGAUAAAUACGUUCAAAAACUUUUAGAUGAAGAAACCUUCACAAUUGAUGACAUUCAAAAGCAUAAACAAUGGGUGUGGGAUAUAUUGAAAGAAAGUUACGCGUCGAGCGAGAAUUAUAAACCUACCAGCCGUGAAUGGUUAUCCAGUUCCUGGAACGGUUUUAAGUCUCCAAAAGAAAUUGCAAAUGAAACCAUGCCUGCCUAUCCUACCGGUUCCUCAACAGAAUUGCUUAAACAUGUUGGUAAAGUUAUAAGUUCAUACCCAUCGAAUUUUCACGUACAUCCAGGUCUUGUCAGGAUAUUAAAGGCUCGAUCAAAGGCCAUCGAAGAAGGAACAAACAUUGAUUGGCCGACAGCUGAAGGUCUUGCAUUUGGUUCCUUGUUGGUUGAGGGAAAACAUGUCCGUUUGUCUGGUCAAGAUGUUGAGCGUGGGACAUUCUCACAACGUCAUGCCGUCCUUCAUGACCAAGAAAAUGAGACGCAAUAUGUGCCAUUAAAUGAUCUACGGCCCGGUCAAGCCUCAUUUACUGUUUGUAAUUCUUCCCUUUCCGAGUUUGGCACCUUAGGAUUUGAACUUGGUUAUUCGCUGGUCGAUCCCAAUUCACUGGUUUUAUGGGAAGCACAAUUCGGCGAUUUCGCGAACAACGCCCAAUGCAUUAUUGAUCAAUAUAUUGCAGCGGGGGAAAAGAAAUGGCUUCAACGAACUGGAUUGGUGAUUUUGCUGCCUCAUGGUUACGAUGGACAAGGUCCUGAACAUUCUAGCGGACGCAUCGAACGUUUUCUUCAACUUUGUGAUGAUCAUCCAUAUGUCUAUCCUUCUCCCGAAAAAAUGGAACGUCAACAUCAAGAUUGUAACAUGCAAGUGGUUUAUUGUACUACUCCUGCAAACUAUUUCCACGUUCUACGGCGCCAGAUUCAUCGCGACUUUAGGAAACCACUAAUUGCAUUCACAUCAAAGAGUCUUCUCCGACAUCCCAUGGCUCGCUCUACGCUUGAGGAGAUGAAUGGAGAUAAAUAUUUCACUCGUUAUAUACCGGACCCACACCCAGAAACGUUGGCGACGCCUGAGAAAAUUACGCGUCACAUUUUAUGUUCUGGUCAAGUUUACUAUUCUUUACUUAGAGCUCGCGAACAAAAUAAAAUGAACCACGUCGCUAUUUCCAGACUUGAACAGUUAUGCCCAUUCCCUUAUGACUUAUUAUCUCAGCAUGUUGACAAAUAUCCGAAUGCCGAACUUUUAUGGGGAUUACUCGUAGUUGAGAAUGAAUUCAUCAAAAUUUUAGGAAAAUCAGCUAAGCCUGUUACCCGUCUGCCAUCGGCGUCACCCGCAACAGGUAAUAAGAAACAACAUGUUCACGAGGAGCACAGUUUAUUAUCGCAAGCACUUAUCGGACAAGUCGUUAAACCUAGAGAGAUAAUUGCUGGCGUGCCGAUCUGGGCAUGA
This is a messenger RNA of Acaulospora colombiana, 2718 nucleotides long. The record is from the annotation of a GenBank genome assembly. NCBI's taxonomy places the organism in Eukaryota, Fungi, Glomeromycota, Glomeromycetes, Diversisporales, Acaulosporaceae.